Messenger RNA from Aspergillus glaucus CBS 516.65, 923 nucleotides. RefSeq names its product NADHX epimerase. Gene Ontology annotation, molecular function: NAD(P)HX epimerase activity. NCBI's taxonomy places the organism in Eukaryota, Fungi, Ascomycota, Eurotiomycetes, Eurotiales, Aspergillaceae. The coding region runs from base 141 to 854 and encodes 237 amino acids. The record is from RefSeq and is a predicted model, not a curated record. The transcript has 4 exons. Gene Ontology annotation, cellular component: mitochondrion.
CGCAUUGAUAUCACGCAUCCAACGUUCUUAUAUUCAGAACUUCUCGACAUUAAUUAUCGAGGACAUACAUGUUUCGCCCAUUGCUCCCUCUCAGACGAUCUCCAUUCACCACGCUCAGAAACUACACCACAGCAACCAAGAUGUCGCUGAAGGCAAUAUCCUCCAAAGACGCCGCGGCCCUGGACAAGGACCUCAUGGAAAUCGGCGGAUGGUCGUUAGACCAACUAAUGGAAUUGGCCGGAUUAUCUGUCUCGCAAGCUGUCUACCGCGUCCACCCAUUGACCUCGGGCAAGAACAUUCUCGUGAUCUGCGGACCUGGUAACAACGGAGGCGAUGGUCUAGUCGCAGCACGCCAUCUCGCUCAAUACGGCUACAACCCGUCCAUCUACUAUCCCAAGGAGGGCAAGAAUGAGCUCUACCAGCGCCUAAAAACCCAACUCAACAACCUCUCCAUCCCCUUCAUCACCGACUUCAGCGAAGCCCUCAAAUCCACACACUUCAUCGUCGACGCUAUCUUCGGUUUCUCAUUCGGCGGUCCCCUCCGCGAACCCUUUCCCUCCAUUAUCUCGCAGAUCGAGUCUACCUCUGUUCCCGUGUUGAGUGUUGAUGCGCCUAGUUCCUGGGAUAUCCAGGAAGGUCCGCCGAAGGAGGGCCCUGGGGCGAAGUUUAUGCCGCAGAGCUUGAUUAGUUUGUCGGCACCGAAGCCGUGUGUGAAGCACUAUAAGGGAAGGCAUUUUAUUGGGGGGAGGUUCUUGACGAAGGCGAUUGUGGAGAAGUAUGGGUUGGAUUUGCCGCAGUAUCCUGGGAUUGAUCAGGUUUUGGAAAUUGGUGUUGAUGCGGAGGGGAGGCUUUAAUGUGUUAUACGUUGAAGUAUGAACUAUGAAUUAACGACCAAAAUGAGAAAUCUAAGAGUUACGCUGUUA